Octopus bimaculoides (California two-spot octopus) is the source of this 10942-nucleotide messenger RNA. RefSeq lists its product as uncharacterized. Gene Ontology annotation, molecular function: protein binding. The record is from RefSeq and is a predicted model, not a curated record. Lineage: Eukaryota; Metazoa; Mollusca; Cephalopoda; Octopoda; Octopodidae.
AUGUCCAAACACCAAUUUAAUAUACCAAUAACUGAAAUAGAUAUUUUAAACAAUCCAUCAGAAGAAAGUGAGGAUUCAGCUAGUCUUUCUCAGAAAUCCCCUACUCCAAAUACCUCAGCCUUUCAAAAUUUUAGCAAAUAUCAGGAGAAAAUCAAAUUAUUUGUUACUGCUGUUGUUGAAGGAAAUGUGGAGGAAGUAACUAACAAUUUAUUUACUAAUGACCCAGAACUUUCUGCAUUUGAACCUUGCCUUGCUGGUGCCAGAUACAAGGGCGAUGGUCAACCUGUACUUCACAAGGCAGUUCUUAGAAGUUAUGUCCCAAUUGUAAGGACUUUAGUUCACACCCUUGUUUAUAAAAAUAAGCUAAGUCUUGACUCUUUAAGAGAUCAGUUUUAUCGAACUGCUCUUCACUAUGCACACGGAAUGCCUGAAGAUAAUGAAAUGUCAAAUAUAUUGAUUGAUUAUGGAUGUUCUGAGUUUACUGUUGAUAAGGAUGGUCGUUCACCAUUGUCUUUCAAAGAUCGCAGAAACCAAAAGUCAAUGGCUGAUCUACUGCAAUACCAAUUAAAGCAGAAUCUAGCGAUUCCAGAACCUAAUCCAUGGGCAUCCCCUCUUCCCCUGCCCAUCAUUGGAUACCUGAUGGACUGUCAAGAUGGUAAGCAUUUCCACAAAUUCCACAGUUCCAGAAUGAAAGCUCUGAGCUACACCUCUCCAAGCUCUGCCUCUCAGCUUGGCGCCAGCUUCUGUAGCAGCAGCAGCAGUAGUGGUGGUGGCGGCGGCAGUGGCGGUGGUGGCAGUGGUGCCGGUCGAAGCAGAAAUACAAUGAUAACCUCAACCUCUUCAUCUUGUGAGAGGAUGCUUGCCUAUCCUGCUGACUGGAGUCUAGAGAGCAGCGAUGAUGAUGACAGUGAGAUUAGCGAGAGGGAAUAUGAUGAAGUUUGGGAAGAUGAAAUUCAUGCACAAACUGAGAAGACAAGGAAAAGUGAGACUGAAGGAAGAUGGAACUAUAUGGCAUCAUAUGCGUCAUAUGCAUCUCCUUAUUGUUCAAUAUUGUAAACACAAAAACAAAAGAGAAAAAUAUAACUCUCUUGAGUUUGUUUGUGUGAGAAGAGUCUGUUAUAAAGCUGUUUAGCAACUGAUCUGAGAAGGUUUGAGAUUAAGCUAGUGAAUGAGUUAUUGAUUAAGAAAACUGGACAGUAUUGUGUGAGUAGAUAAAGGAGAUUGACUAAAACUGCUAAAUAUAAAUGGCAGCAUAUAAAAAAGAAAUUCAUUUCAAAAUGGGGGAAAAAAAUAACAAAGCGUAAAUAGCAAAUACAAUUAAGAUGAUGAUGAGGAGAAGAAAGAGAAUGAAAACUAGCUCUUUACAAUAGACCACUGGACGUGUUCACUACAUACAGUUUAUUUAUCCUGUUUGAUCGAUGGAGAGGUGGGGGGUAUGUUGUUCAAUCUGGUGAACUAAGUACUAUAACUUAUCUUGAUAUGUACAUUGUGAGAGUGUGUUGGUGAAUUGUUUAUUGAGUAGUGGAGGGUUGUUUACUGUCUCUAGUGAACUGUUAAUUAAGUGAUAUGUGCUUACUGUGCAUUGGGGGAUCAGGGAUCAUUUAUUGUAAAUGGCUGACUGUGGUGCAUUCUUUGUUGGGGUUCAUGAAGUGACUGACUAUUAUAGUAUGUGUAGACUGAGUAUGAGGAACUAUUUAUUAUAACUGACAGACUUCGGUGGCAUUUUUUAAACAAAUACAGUAAACUAAUUUUCAUGACUGACAGAACUGGUGUAUGUGUGUGUGUGUACUGAGCAUGAUGAAUUAUUUAUUGAAUGGGUUAUUUGUUUCUUGAGAAUGGGGAACUGUCUAACAGUGUUGUGCAUUAACUGAAUAUUGUGGGCCAUUUAUUAUAAUGGACUGAUUGUUAUAUUUGUUGAAUGAGUAUGAUAAACAAUUUGCUGUAACUGUUUCUACAUGUGAACUCCAAUAAUUUUGAAGUUAUGCUAUUGGGCACAUAGUCAUAAGUUUGGGCCUUUCUAAAUCCGUUGUGUUGUACAUUUAGGCGAAGCAUGAACCUGAGCUGGACUAACAACAUGUUUAUUCCUUCUUUACAGUUCUGUGAUUAGCUUUAGAAAGUUAUAAAAAUAGCUUCAGAAAAGAACACCAUCCUACACAUACAGAGCAUGAAUGGGGAAAUGAAUGUUUGAGGUUUUAUUUAUUGGAUACAGUGAACUGUUUAAUGUAACUGACUGUAGUAUUUAUUUAAAGAUGGAUGAACUGUUUAUAGAAGGUUGUGUGUUUGUACUGAGUAUGGCAAACAGUUUAUUUUAAUUGAGUAAUAUUUAAUUUGCUGAGUUCAAUGUAUGAUUGUAUGCAUGCAUGCUGUUUUGGUCAAGUCACUCUCUUGCUACUCUGAGUUUCACUUGUGGAUGCAUAGGGUUUUAUGUGUGUGUGUGUGUGUGUUUAUGUAAACGUUUGUUUAUAGAGCAUGGUAAACUGUAUAACAUCGAUGUCAUUCUUUACUGAGAGUAGUAAACAACUUAUAACAGUCUGACUGGAUUUUUAAAUGAUUAUUGUGAAAUGAAGGUAGUGGCUUGGCAGAAUAUGUAGAGCAACUGACAAAAUACCUUACAGUAUUGAAUUAUGUCCCUUUGUGUUCUGACUGUGAAUCCUGUUGAGGUUGACUUUGCUUUUCGUUCUUCCAGACAACAAAAAGUACCAGUCAAGUAACACUGAGGUUGAUAAGAUUUAUUACACUCCUUACUACUAAAUUUCUAGCCUUUUGCCUAUAUUCAUCAUCACCAUUUUUAUGUCCACUUUUCUAUGUUGGCAUGGGUUGAAUGGGACAUUUUGAGGCAGUGUUUUAUGACCAGAUACAAUUCCUGAUACCUACUCUCCUAAUUACUUCUUAUGACAUAUAGGAAUAUGGUGUACCAAUUUUAAAAACUGGAAUACACUCGGUAUACUAAUUAUUAUUAUGAACUACCUGUUAUAAUGGACAAACUGAACUGUUUUCUGUUGUGUUGUAUGUUUUGACAUUACUGUAUUUGUUGAGCAUUUUGGGCUUUUUAUGAUAACUUACACUGGUGUGUUUGUUUCUUGAGUAUCUUAAAUGUUCUGCUGCAACUAACAGCAGAAUAAUGUGUUUACUCAAUGUAGUGAACUACUUAUUAUUACUGACUUACUAAAGUGCAUUUACUGAGUAUGGUGAGCUAUUUUUUAUUACUGACAUACAGAGUGUGUGUUUACUAUAUAUAGUGAACUAUUUAUUAUUACAUACUAGAGUAUGUAUUUGAGUAUGGGUGAACCACUUAUUAUUAUUAUUGGCAAACUAGUGUGUGUGUAUUUACUGAGUAUGGUAAUGUAUUUAUUUUUCCCGGCAUACUAGAGUGCGUUUACUGAGCAUGAUGAACUAUUUAUUAUUACAUACUCAAGUCUGUGUUUACUGAGUGUGAACUAUUUAUUAUUAUUGAUAUACUAGAGAGUGUGUUUACUGAGUAUGGUGAACUAUUUAUUGUUACAUCUUAGAGUGUGUUUACUGAACGUAAGUGAACUAUUAAUUAUUUCUGACAAACCAGAGUGUUUACUGAGUAUGGUGGAACUGUUUAUUAUUAUAGGCAUGCUACAAUGUGUUUACUGAGUAUGGGUGAACUAUUUAUUAUUACAUGUAUAUUACAGUGUGUUUACUGAGUAUACUGAAAUAUUUAUUAUUACUGGCAUACUAGGGUGUAUUUAUUGAGUAUGGUGAACUGUUUAUUACAAUUAACUGUGUACAGUGUUUGUUUAGCCAGUUUGAUGAAAUAUUUGUUAUCACUUACAUACUAGUAUGUGUUUAUUGAGUGUGAUUAACUAUGUAUUAUGAUUGACAAAUGAGUGUUUGUUUACUAAGCAUGGUGAACUGACAUUCUGCAGUGCAUUUACAGUGUAUGGUAAACUAAUGACCAAACAUAUUACUGACAUACUAGAGUGUGUUUACUGAGUGUGGUUAACUAUUUAUUGUUACUGACAUUUUAGUGUGUUUGUUGAGUAUGAGGAACUAUUUAUUGCUAUAGACAUGGGUAGAGUGUGUUAACUGAAUAUGGUGGACUAUAUUGUGAUAACUGAGUAAUGUGUUUUUUUACUCAGUAUAGUGAACUAUUGAUUAUAACUGUCUAAACUGUUUGUGUACUCAGUAUUAUUAAUAAUUUAUUAAAACUGAGUAAAAUGUUUGUUUACUCAUUAUAUGAUUUAUUUAUUAUAACUAAUGGACCAAAGUGUUUGUUAAUGAGUAUAACUAAAUAACUAAAGUGUUUAUUGUGAAUCUUGAACUAUUUAUUCAAACCAGAGAUGGAGAGUGUACACAGAGAGAGGGUGUCUCCCUGUUUCUCAGCUCAGAGAUAGGUGUGUAUGGAGGGUGCUUAUAGUAUCUAACCUCCACACCUUUCCCACUCUUCCUCAAACUGAGCCUCACAGAUCUUAGUGUACCUCUUAUUCCUAAAAGCCAUUUCAAUCACUGAUUUCAAAUGACUAAAGCAUUACAGUGUGUCUAAUCAACUGUUUGUUAUAACUGACUAUAGUGUUUGUUUACUAAUUGUGAUAAACUAUAACUGAUUGGUUAAAUUGUUUGUUUAUUCAAUAUGGUGAAGUAUUUAUUAUAACGAAGUAACUAAAGUGUUUGUUUACUUUGUAUGGCAGAUUAUUUAUUAUAAUUUUCUGAUGUAUACAUUUAGAUUUGUGUUUUUACCAAACAUAUAAAAUGUUUUAUUAUAUAACUUCUGGAAAUUUCAGCUGUCCUUUUUGUUAGGACAUCAAGAUUGUUAGUAAAUUCCAAAUGUAGCAUCUGCUAUUAUUACAUCUUAUCCAAAACUGGCAUAUAUCCUCAAUAUUGGCAGUUUUACUUUUUGGAAGGUUUUAGCUUGCAAACAGUUUGUCUUUUCUUAAAUGAUAAUGUAGUCCCAAUAGUUAUAAUAUCAUGUACCAUAGAUCUUAUAGUAAUAGGUGUAGCUACUAUAUAAAUAAGAGUAUUGCAGUUGUGUUAAAGAUUAUAGAAAGAACUAUUAACAACUGCUCCUUUAACUAAUACACAUCUUUAAAAAAACCCUUUAUGUAGGGAUAAAAAAUGAUACACAGAAAAAAAAGCAGUACUAUAUAAUCAAUAUAUAUGUAGAUGUUUAUACACAUUUAUCAAAAACACAAAAAAAAUGAGGGAGCCCUUACACAAAUACUUUCCAUCUUUUUGAUUUCAUGACACUCUGGAGAUCAAAAGCUUACUGGCACACUUCCCAUGGAAAGUUAAUAAAACUGUUUUAAAGUUUUAAAAUUUGAAAGAAAAAUAUAUAGAAAACUAUUGUUUACUUUGUUUUAUAAAGUUGUUUAUAACAAAAUUAUGAUCAACAUAUUUUUCAAAACACUCAAGCAUUAGUAAGGAUUUUCUAUAGCCUUAAAUUUCAUUUUAAAAAUCCUUGGUGCUCCUAGGUACCCUUGUAAAUCACCAAGGUGCUGCAACACACCAUUUGAGAAUUGUUGCACUGUGCAGUCAUCUAACCUGCUAAUAACUGCAGCCAAAUUGCCUGCAAUAUCUACCCUACAUACCUUGUUAUUUGGUUGACUACUUGCAUACCAUGAGUUUUCUUACAAAGCUGAUUUGGUGUUGCACAAAGAAAAAAAAACCUCUACAAACAUGCUGAAGAUGGAGUCACUAUGAACAUGCAUAAACUUUAAGAAUAGUAACUACAAUAUCAAAUUAAACCAUGCCAUGUCAGAAAAAGGAAACAUAUACUGGAUAAUGUAGUUUUAGAUACAUUGUGGCUGAGGUAAAAAUGAAAGACUGAAUGCUUAUGAUCAUAGGUCUUGAGGUUAUAAACAACAGCAAGGAUAACAACUCUUGAAGAAUAAAGCAAAAAAUACAGUUGAUGAGAAGAGGAGUGAGUGCAUUAGCUAGGUUUGGAAUAUUUACUACAAGUUAUCUUGUAGAACUUCUAGAUGCUUUGGUGAUUAUACGCUUCAUCAGCCACUGUUGGACUGAAGACAAUUACUUGUCAGCCACAUAAUAUAUAACACUUGUUAACAUUACAAGUGGUUAAUAUAUAAACUGAUCAGGAAAGAUAAAGGAGCAAAGCAGGUUACUUUGAAUGCAACUGAGAAAAUAUAAAUAUAUUAGAAAAGCAUCAACUGUAUCUAUUUCGAUCAUGCUGAAAAGAACUUGGUGAGAAUCCCUAGUCUUAUAUAAAAAUAUAUAAAAAAUUUCAAAACCAACAUCUAUGUAUAAUGUGGUCAUCUUUAUAAAAUUUCAUUGAAAAAUUUGUGUGAAAAAUUCAAUGAAGAAUCCUCUUGAAUGACCCUUUGGUGAAUUUACGAAUGUCCACACAGAUCGAAACUAGUGAUUGGUAAGUAGAGGUUUAAAGAACUUCUGAUAAAAUAGUUUUAGUUGUGGGUGUUUUUUUAUAUAUUCGGUAAGCAGUGUCUGUGUGUUGUUUAUGACUUUAGCUAAAAGGUUUUUAUAGAUGGAUUUAGGGGAUGUCAGAUGUAGGUCAUUUCAUAGCUGAUAUUGUGUGUACUUCUUGUUGGAAUGUACAUUGUUGUGCACCUGUGCAUACACAUGAACGCAUGCACAAUGCACACACACACACACACACACACACACACACGCAGUUGGAAUAGACUGACUGAAGCAGUAUUCUACCUAAUAGUACUGAAUACUUUCUGAACAGGAUAAUCUAAACAUUAUUUCUUUUACCAACUGUCCCUCAAAUUACAAAGAAAUAUUAGUAAUAUAAUAAUGUGUAUGUAAAUAUUAGAGCUUGUCUAAUGAUACAAAAGAGAUAAAAUUAUAGUUUUAAACCUUGAAUUUUUAAUAGUUGAAUAGUACUCAGUAGGAUUUGAAAAAUGAAAAUUGUUAUUAUUAGAAUAUCUGUAAAUACCACUCAGUAGUAUUUAGGCCACAAUAAGAGACUGUAAAUUCUUUAUAAAUAGCUAAUCAAUAAGAAUCUUGUCUUAUCAUUUUACAGAUAAUAUCCAUGAAGAUUUUAAGUGAAGAAAAAAUUCACACUCAUAAACACAUACGUUAGAGAUGAUUUCACACAAAAUGCAAUAUUUCAUUAUUGAACCCUAUGUUCAAUAGUUUCUCUAUCAAACAAAGUAACUUUUUAACUACUUGCUUGUUAGUUGAAACAAGUAUUUCACAUAGAAUGAGUCCAUAUUGUAAAAUUUCUAAUUGGUUUAAAAGCCAAAAAAAAAAAAGAAAAAAAAAACAAAAACCAAUUUUAUAAAUUUAAUUAUUAUUGUGUCCAUUUGCAUUAAAAUACUCCGUAUCAAGUCACUAGUGCUAUAAUUAUUUUGUGAAGAAUAAUACAACAAAAAACAAACCUUUCUAUACAUUUGUUAUUACUGCAUUGAUUGUUUCCAAUCAAGUGCUUCAAUUAUUUCCCUUGUUUUAACUUUUACAUUUUGAAAAGGAAGGGAAUAAAGCAUUGAAGUAGUUUUGAACAAAUUCAGUUAUACAAUAUACACAUAUAGAAACAAAAAAUCUUUAAGAACUUUUAUAUCCAUGCAAAGUAUAAAAAUUUACACUUAGGACACAUUUCAGUUGUUGAACUCUAUAGUUCAGUACUUGAACUCCACAUAGUUUUGCUACAACCUACUUCUAUUUUUUUCCUUUCUUUCUGCAUGUGUGAGAUAUAGGUUCUUAAAUGCCCCUUUAAAAACCCAACAUAUGUAAUUUUAAAUGUUUUGUUACUUAGACACUUGUACAUCUCAGACUCUAUGCAAGCACCAAGUAAAAUGAUCCUGUAUUGUAGCAUUUUUGUAUGAUCCUUUCUCUAUCUUAUGAUUGUAUGUUUUUGUUUUUGUGUAUGAACAUGCAUUAGAUUAAUAUCUUGUGUAAAUAUAUUUAGUUGUGGAUUUAUUUAUGCAUAUUGAUGUGAAGAUGAGUGAGUGAGGGAGAUAGAGAAGAGCAAUUUUUUAAACAACGAGGCUAUGAUAUCCAGUAUAUUUAUAAACCAAUGAUAAUUAGUGGUACAAAUUAUCCAGUGUAUACUUUUUAUUAUUUAUUUGAUAAUGUAAUCACUUUGAAAGGUUUUACAGAGAGUAAAGCUAAAACAUACACUGUUCUUUCCUCAAUUUUACAAUAUAUAUUAGGGAGUCCUCUUAGUUUAUUUUCAAAGUUCUCUUGGUUUUUCCCUAGAGUUCAGAAUGAGCAAAAUAAGUUUGCUUUAACUGAAAUAUUUAUUUCACUUUUAUUUCAAGUUGACUAUAUAAAUUAUAAUUUUAAUUCAAAUUCAUAAUUUUAAAAAGAUAUUUAUUUGAAUGAUAUUAGACAUUAUAAACACCAAUUUAAGAAAGAAAAUAGAAACAGGUUCACUAUUAGGAUUCAAACCAUGUAUCUAUUGGUUACCAGGCUACUGCAUUGCUAAUUGCACCACAGAGUCCCUGCAUAAGUAUAUAUUUAUCAAUAUUUAUUUAAUAUGUAUUUGGUACAAUUUUAUUUCAGUUAAAUUUUAAAAUUUCAAUCUCUUUAACAAUUAUAAUACAAUUUAAAUCUCUUUAAGAGUUUUCUGUCUGUUAAUAUAUCCCUUAGCCAUUGCUAUAGAUCAACUACUAGAGAUAUCACAUUGUUAUUGAAUUUUAAAACAAAUAUUUUUUAAAGCAUGUUGAAAAAAUAUAAAAGGAAACUAAUUUUUUAAAAUUAAAAUUGGUUGGUGCUUAUUGAUACAGCACCAAAUUCGGCACCUUAUCAUACUGUUUGAUUCCUGUUAAUGUCGACUUAGCCUUUCAACUUAUUGGAGUCGAUAAAACAAGUACCAGUAAUAAAACUGGAUUCUAUAUCUGACAGCAUAUAUGACACAUUUUUAUUCCAAAAAAUGUUCUCUCAAAAUCUUUUGACAUGGGACAUUAUUUAUUCCAGUAAAUAUAGAUAGAAAGUACAUCUCUUCUAUCAAAAUACUCUUGGAAAAAGUUGUACAUAGAAUAAGUCUUGUGAUUCUUGUAUGCUGGCAAAUAUGUUUAAUCGUCAAAUUUAUCUUAGACAGGAAGAAAGCGUACUUCUGUCUCCAGAUAAAAGUCAACAAACGAAUCGAUGUCAACAGGCUGUGCCUAUCUAGUCGAAAUAAUUUGUUUGUUAUUAUUUAUUGAACACUGGUUCCAUGUUUCAUGACUUUAUGCAUUUAUAUAAUUAGACAUUUGAAGUUUAUUGUCAGGGUGUUGAUUUUUAUAACUUCAAUUUAUAAAUCAGAAACGAGUUUGUAUAUAAUUGAAAAAACUGAGGAUAAUCCAUUAAUUAGCAAUAUAUGAAUAUUUCUCUGCAAAUUGGAAUAUAAUAUAUCCUGAUGGAGAGAUUUUCUUGCUAUCAUCUUGUCAUUACACUUUACUGCUGCCUGUCAAAUUAUUGUGUGCAAAUGAGCAAAAUACAAUAUGGAUAGAGCAAGCAUUUUACUAGUUUGUCACCUUAGAUUUUGUUUCUUAAACUAUUUUCCUUAGAAUUAAAAUCUGUUUCCUGUGUCUAGUUGUAGUGCUCAUAGAGAAUAUUUUCAUUUUGUUGUUCAAUAUGUGCUUUGCUAUUUGAAAAUGUCAAAAUUAGCAUAUCAAAUUUCUUUUCUAAAGAAAGAAAAACAUUGGUCUGGUGUUUUAAUUUUGAAAGGCCAGGACUUCAGCAUCUCCAACACCACUAUCACAAAGGGUUGAAGAAAUACCAAAAAGAAAACAUUUGAAUAAGUUUUGUUUGUUAGUAAUAAUCCCAUUAAAUUGGGAAAAGUGUCCUUACAAAAGAUAAAUUCAUUGAGGAAAAAAAAUGUAAAUAUGUCACUGGUAUGUGUGUGACAUGAAGAGGCUAGAUUACGGAAAAAAAAGUUGGCUAAGUAUGAUACUUGGGUAAAAAAAAGUAUACAAGAUAGAAGAGACUAAGUAAGAUAUUUUUCUGUUAUGAGCUCUGGGUUGAAUAAUUUUAUACCCAAUGUUUUAUGACUAAUAUUUUCAGGGUUUUUAAAGCUGAAGUUUACUUCUGUCAUUGAGAUAUAUAUAUUUUUUGUGUGUCUUGUUUUUAGAUUCUACAUAGCAUUAUUUCAAGGUUUUUCUUUUCAGUUAAUAAUACUAAAAUUAGAAAAAUUAGUUCUUUUCUUUGUGAAGAAAAACAAUAUAUUCUUAUCGAUUUUUAUUAACAAUAGACAAAAAAAAAAUAGAUCAGUUAAAGUUGAAUAACCUUUAGGUAAAAUAAAAUACUUGGUUAGUUAAAACUAGAUUAUUAUUGUUUAUUUACUAUGGCACCAAUAUUUAUUGUAGCACCAAUUGAAGAAACUGAAAAAAUGGUUGUGUUUUAAUUUUAAAAGUAAAAAAAAAAGAACAUUUGGGUUGUGAAAAGUUCAGCCCAAAAGAUAUGUCUUUUUAAAACCCUACCUUAUAACUGGAAUGGUUAGCUCAAUAUUUUGUUUUUCUUUGUUGAUACUUGCUGAAAAAAAAUUUAAUAAAAACAGUAAAAAAUUUGCUAACCCAACCUCAAAACAAACAGAGAAUCAAGAAAAUUUUUACAAAAAAAAAACUUUGAAAAUUGUGAUGUUUCAAGAUUUAAAGAAAUCAUUUCAACAAUGAGUCUUUCUAAAAACAAGAAAAAGUAAUGAAAUUAUUAUGGUUACUAUUAAAGAAAAGAAAAUUCAGUUGUGAACAAUUAUUUUUGAAACAACAAAAUUAUUCCUUCAAACAUUUAAAAAAUAAUGGCUUAUUUUAGUUUUUGAAAGUUUUUCUUUCCUUCUUUUCCUUCAAAGUGAAGCUGUAAUCUGAAUGAUUCAACAUUAUAUGCACUGUGUAUAUAGCACAACUGAUGGUGUUAUGCUAGUUAAACAGCAGAAAUGGAUCCAUUUAAAUACCAGAGAAAGAACUGUUAUAUGUGAUACUAAUUGUCAUAGAUUAUGUUCUUACAAUGUUAUUCCUUUCAAUGGUAUCAGCAUUCUGCUCAAGAACAUUAAUUAGACAAUAAAAACUAUUAUGUAGCAGAA